AUCAAGCCGCGUGGCAUCCCUGAUCUUUCCCCUGUCCUCAUUCUUUUCCGCAUCUUCCAAACUUCCACAAUCGUUCUACCGGCACAUUCGCUAAUAUUCACCUUCGCACAGUACCGGAGCCUCAAUCCCCGGUUUACACACAAACAAAAGUCCAAAAGAUAUAGCUGGUUCUACAUCAUGAUGGGCCUCACAUCAAUCCUCACUUUCUUCCUCUUGGCCAUUCGGCUAUUUGCUCCAGCCCUGGCGGCUCCAGCACCCCGUCAGGCUACGGGCGGCUGGUGGUUGAGCAGUAUCCAACAUCAAGGUGUCGCGCCAUUCAACGAGGACCCCACCAACUACAAGGUUUUCCGCAAUGUUCGCGAUUACGGCGCAAAGGGCGAUGGAUCCUCUGACGACACCGAGGCUAUCAACAAGGCCAUCUCCGACGGAAACCGAUGCGCCCAGGGCUGCUCCUCCAGCACGACCACCCCCGCGCUUGUUUACUUCCCUCCCGGUACCUAUGUCGUCAGCAAGCCCAUCAUUCAGCUUUACUACACUCAGCUUGUUGGCGAUGCCAUCAGCCCCCCGACCAUCCAGGCCGCUCCCAGCUUCGAGGGCAUGGCUGUCAUUGAUUCCGAUCCCUACUCGGACACGGGCGACAACUGGUGGGUUAACCAGAACAACUUCUUCCGUCAGGUUCGCAACUUCGUCAUCGACCUCACCAAGAUGCCUGUCAACAGGGGCGCCGGUAUCCACUGGCAGGUUGCCCAGGCCACGAGCUUGCAGAACAUUGUCUUCAACAUGCGCAAGGAUGGUGGCGCCGAGAACACUCAGCAGGGUAUCUUCAUGGAUAACGGUUCGGGCGGUUUCAUGAGCGACUUGACCUUCAACGGCGGCAGAUAUGGUGCCUUCUUCGGUAACCAGCAGUUCACCACUCGCAACCUCACCUUCAACGACUGCCAAACCGCCAUCUUCAUGAACUGGAACUGGGCCUGGACCUUCCAGGACGUCAAGAUCAACAACUGCCAAGUCGGUAUCGACAUGUCCAACGGUGGUCCUACCGGCCAGACUGUUGGCUCCGUCCUCGUUGUCGACAGCAAGUUCAGCAACACUCCCAUCGGCAUCAAGACCGCUUAUGACCCCGAGUCUCCUCAGACCAACGGCACUCUCAUCCUUGACAACGUUGACAUGUCCGGUACCGCUCAGGCCGUCUACAACAAUGCCACCGGGGCUACUAUCCUCGAGGGCAGCCAGACCGUCGGCUUCUUUGCCCAGGGACGCGCUUACACUGGCAAGCCCGGCGUCCCUGGCAAUGGCAAGGCUGUUCAGAGCCCCCAGAGCACCAUCAAGAAGCCUGAUGUUCUCCUUGACUCCAGCACUGGCAAGGUCUUCACCCGCUCCAAGCCUCAGUACGAGAACGUUCCCGCCAGCUCUUUCGUGAGCGUCAAGUCUGCCGGUGCCAAGGGUGAUGGCAAGACUGAUGACAGCGACGCCAUCCAGGCCGUCUUUGACAAGGCUACCAAUGACCAGGUUGUCUACUUUGACCACGGUGCUUACCUCGUCACCAAGACCAUCAAGGUUCCCAAGAACAUCAGGAUCACUGGUGAGAUUUGGCCCGUGAUUCUUGCUGGCGGUGACAAGUUCUUCAAGGACCAGAAGGAUCCCAAGCCUGUCUUCCAGGUCGGUCAGCCCGGUGACACUGGCGCCGUCGAGAUGUCCGAUCUCAUCUUUGGUACUGCUGGCCCUCAGCCCGGUGCUAUCAUGAUGGAGUGGAACCUCGCUGGUACCAAGCAGGGUGACGCCGCUCUUUGGGAUGUCCACACCCGUAUCGGUGGUUACGCCGGCACUGAUCUCCAGCUCGAGCAGUGCGCCAAGAACCCCAACGCCACCAACGCCAUUCCCGAGGCCUGCUUCGGCUCUUUCAUGAUGCUCCACGUCGCUCCCAAGGGCUCCGUCUACCUCGAGAACACCUGGUACUGGGUUGCCGACCACGACCUCGAGCCCGCUGCCAACAACCAGCAGAUCGACGUCUUCAACGGCCGCGGUGUCCUCAUCGAGGGUGAGGGUCCCGUCUGGGGCUGGGCCACCGCCUCGGAGCACUCCGUUCUUUACAACUACCAGUUCUCCAACGCCUCCAACGUCUACCUCGCUCUGAUCCAGACCGAGACCCCUUACUUCCAGGGCAACCCGAUCGCCACCAAGCCGUUCGACGUCAACGCCAAGUACGACGACCCUGACUUCUCCAAGUCUUGCCAGGGCGACACCAGCGGUACCUGCGAGCGCUCCUGGGGUGUCCGCGCCGUUAACUCCAAGGACGUGUUCAUCUACGGCGCCGGUCUCUACUCCUUCUUCGACAACUACGGCCAGGACUGCCUCAAGACCGAGUCGUGCCAAACCAACAUGGUCUCCCUCGAGAACAGCGCGGUCAACAUCUUUGGUCUCAGCACCAAGGCUAGUGUGAACAUGCUGACUAUCGACGGCAAGAGCAUGGCGGAGGAUAAGGAUAACAGGAACAACUUUUGCGCGACGAUGGCGCUGUUCCGGUCUUCGACCUAGGCGGUUGGGCCGUGAGUAGUGCUGUGCAAGCGCGAAGGGGUUCUUGGUCUGUGACCCCUCUGGAUGGAAUGGAAAGUUUUGGAUUCACUUCU
This is a messenger RNA of Neurospora tetraspora, 2627 nucleotides long. Its product is annotated as pectate lyase superfamily protein-domain-containing protein. Gene Ontology annotation, molecular function: polygalacturonase activity. Lineage: Eukaryota; Fungi; Ascomycota; Sordariomycetes; Sordariales; Sordariaceae. The transcript has a single exon. The coding region runs from base 178 to 2535 and encodes 785 amino acids. The record is from RefSeq and is a predicted model, not a curated record.